Fomitopsis serialis is the source of this 2516-nucleotide messenger RNA. Its product is annotated as terpenoid cyclases/protein prenyltransferase alpha-alpha toroid. The transcript has 9 exons. Gene Ontology annotation, biological process: ergosterol biosynthetic process; triterpenoid biosynthetic process. NCBI's taxonomy places the organism in Eukaryota, Fungi, Basidiomycota, Agaricomycetes, Polyporales, Fomitopsidaceae. Gene Ontology annotation, molecular function: lanosterol synthase activity. Gene Ontology annotation, cellular component: lipid droplet. The record is from RefSeq and is a predicted model, not a curated record. Bases 101 to 2314 code for a protein of 737 amino acids.
AAUAUCGUACCACUCUCCGCCACAUGAAUCAUAUGUCCUGCUCCAGUCCUCCUCGCGCAGCCGACGCUCACAGUCGUCCUUGACUCCGACGCUGACCACCAUGUCGUGCUACGCUCCCAUCGACAUACCCGCCUCGGGCAAGGAGCCCUUUACCGACUACGCCCGCUGGCGUCUCCGCUCCUCGGAGGACGGUCGGCACACAUGGCACUACCUCAGGACGGACGAAGAGUGCAAGGCGUGGCCGCAGACGGAAAUUGACAGGUACUGGCUCGGACUUCCUGUCGACUUGCCUGCGCUGCCUCCGCCGAAGGAUGCCCUCGACGCCGCACGGAACGGCUUCAAGUUCUACAAGCACCUCCAGGACGCGGACGGGCACUGGGCGGGCGAGUAUGGAGGGCCGAUGUUCCUGCUUCCUGGUCUCGUCAUUGGAUCGUACGUCUCGGGGAUGACCUUCACGCAGGAGGAGAGGUUGGAGAUCAUCCGGUACCUCAUCAAUCUUGCCCACCCUGUAGAUGGUGGCUGGGGCCUGCAUAUUGAAGGCCAGUCUACUGCCUUCGGUACAGCACUGAACUACUGCGUCAUGCGCAUUCUUGGCGUGUCGCCGGAGCACCCUACCCUCGUGAAGGCACGGGCUACUCUGCACAAGUUGGGAGGCGCCACCGGCGUGCCGUCGUGGGGCAAGUUCUGGUUGUCCGUGCUGAACGUGUAUGAUUGGGAAGGUAACAACGCUAUCCCACCUGAGCUCUGGGUUUUCCCAGAUUUGACACCUUUCCACCCGCACAAAUGGUGGAUCCAUACCCGCACCGUCUACAUACCCAUGUCUUACCUCUACUCUCUUCGCUGGAAGAUGGAGGAGAACGACCUCAUUCUCGCGCUCCGCGAGGAACUCUACCCUCAAAAUUACUACAGCAUCGACUGGCCCGCCCAGCGCAACAAUGUAUGCCACGUCGACCUGUACGCCCCUCACACCGCACUCUUCGACUUCCUCUACUCCAUCCUCAACAUCUACGAGCCAUGUGCGGUCCCGCCGCUGCGCAAGCUGGCGAUUGAGAAGUGCUACCGGCUCGUCGUGCAGGAGGACGAGAACACGGGCUACCAGACGCUGGGGCCCGUGAGCAAGAUGAUCAACCUGAUCAUCCGCAGCAUCGUGGACGGCAAGGAGAGCGAGGCAUACAAGCUACACAGGGAGAAGCGGGCCGACUUCUUGUGGAUCGGCAAGGAGGGCAUGCGAAUGUGCGGGACGAACGGCAGCCAGCUGUGGGACAUCGCCUUCAUCACGCAGGCGCUCGCAGAGACGGGCUUGGGAGACGAGGUCGAGAACAGGGAGAACUUGGUGAGGGCGCUGCGCUGGCUCGACCAGUGCCAGAUACAGCAGAACCCAAAGCACUUCGAGUCUUCUUAUCGGCACCCGACGAAGGGCGCGUGGCCAUUCAGUACGAAGACGCAGGGAUACACCGUCAGCGACUGCACGGGCGAAGGGUUGAAAGCUGUUCUCUACAUCCAGGAACACAUCGAGUCCACGCCGAAGCUGGUGUCAGAGCGGCGAAUGUGCGAUUCAGUAGACCUAUUAUUGGGUAUGCAGAAUCCGGACGGCGGCUUUGCGAGCUACGAGCUCAUCCGUGGGCCGGAGUGGCUAGAGUUGCUCAAUCCCGCGGAAGUGUUCGGUGCGAUCAUGAUCGAACAUAGCUAUCCAGAGUGUACAACCUCCGUGAUCACAGCGCUAUCCAUCUUCAGAAAGCACUACCCACACUACCGGUCCGCUGUUAUCGAAAACGUGAUACAUAAAGCGGUCAAGUAUCUGCACAAUGCCCAGACGCCAGAGGGUGGCUGGGUAGGUUCGUGGGGCAUCUGCUUCACGUACGCCGCCCAAUUCGCGUGCGAGUCGCUGGCGCUCGUCGGGGAGACAUACGAUAGCAGCCCGUACCUGCGAAAAGCCUGUGAGUUCCUGCUCAGCCAUCAGCGGGCAGAUGGGGGCUGGGGGGAAAGCUACAAGUCAUGCGAAACGAGCACUUGGGUGGAGCACGAACAGACGCAGGUCGUACAGACCUGUUGGGCAACCAUGGCGCUCAUCUACGCGCAUUAUCCAAAAGCGGAGCCAAUCGAGCGUGCUGUCCGUCUUGUGAUGUCGCGCCAAAACCCUGAUGGCUCAUGGUCCCAGGAAGCCAUGGAGGGGAUCUUCAACAAGAGCGUGACGAUCGCCUACCCGAAUUUCAAGUUCUCCUUCACUAUUUGGAUGCUCGGCCGUGCACAUCAUUACCUUGCUGACCUUAAAUCUCGUCAGAACGGCCAUCAGAACGGCAAGGCGAGGCAUUGAGCAGACAGUCGUUCUGUACGAUUUUGUUUGCCUUGUUCCGCAACGUUUUGCUUUCUCCGGACGUCGCAAAGCGUCUUCGUCGUGUAUACGGACUUGUGUCAGCAGAGUGGGCACUCAGUGGAGGUGGUAGACGCCCAGUGUGCUCCGAGACUCGAUCACAUCCGUAUAUAGCCGUGUCAAUAAUGUCAUGCAACCAGAUCCG